Amphimedon queenslandica is the source of this 912-nucleotide messenger RNA. Its product is annotated as RCC1 domain-containing protein 1-like. The coding region runs from base 76 to 885 and encodes 269 amino acids. The record is from RefSeq and is a predicted model, not a curated record. NCBI's taxonomy places the organism in Eukaryota, Metazoa, Porifera, Demospongiae, Haplosclerida, Niphatidae. The transcript has a single exon.
UCUUGUUAUUCCUCAUCAAAAUGGCACCAGCACUUUAACGAACUACUCAGUAAACAUUGUAGCAAAGAAGAGGAAAUGAUAGAGAGAGCAUUUGAAGUUAAUGAUGAUACACUAUAUGUACUUACAUCAGCUAACAUUGGAUACAUCAUCAGCUCUAUUGGAGGACAAGAGAGGAUGGGAGGAGAAUCAACUAAAGUAGGAGGAGGUUUAAUAACUAUUAAUGAACUAGACACUCCACUGUUGCACUAUUGUCAGUUACAGUCGGACUGUUAUUGCCUAACUACUGAUGGGAACUUUUAUACAUGUGGGCAGAACCUAGUUCCAGUUGCCCCUCCUCUUAUGAGAAGAGUGAGACAAGUAGCUAAUGGUUUGAGUCAUGCCCUGGUACUAACAGAAACUGGUUUGGUCUACUCUUUGGGGCUAGGAUCUCAUGGUCAGCUCGGCUUAGGGGAUUUAGAGUCUCGUUCAUCUUUAUCUCUAAUUGAAGGGAUUGCCGGAAUAAAAAUUAAAAUGAUAUCGUGUGGAGGUUGGCACUGCCUUGUGGCCAGUGAAUCAGGUGACAUGUAUUCCUGGGGAUGGAACAGACACUCUCAAUUGGGACAUAGCCCCACCCACAGUAUUGUACCAGACCCCACCCUAAUAGAGGAAGGGGUAGGAGGGGAUCAAUGGGUUGUGUAUGUGAGCUGUGGUUCACUUCACUCUGCUUGUAUUACUAAAGAGAAAGGUUGUUAUGUGUGGGGUUGGAAUAGAUAUGGACAAUUAGCUCAAUCUUCCUCUUCUCUCAUUUCUAAUGUUAUUCAAAUGCUUUUAACUAGUUAUCCUGUACAUCAUGUUGAAUGCACACACUGGAGUACUAUAGUAUUAUCAUUUAUUGAAGAACUAUAACUUUCCCAUUAUGUUGGGCUGUAUCUA